UUAUCUCGCCUGGCCACAUUGCGCUCGUGUUCCGCUCCCCAUACUGAGCGGGCACGCUGGACGAAAUGAGGAAUAACUCAAACCUCACUUCCAGUUCCACACUGCACUUCACCACCACUAAAAAAAAACUCAGACAUGGAUGACCCACUCACAAAAUGGCUCCACUUUCACACUAGCAUCAACAACACGUUGGGAACGUGUGGUGUUGUCGACAGCUGAUUUAUAGAGAGACAUUUCAUAGGAUAUAACUGCAACGUGAUGAAAUGAUGGAAAAAAUGAAGCUGGAGCUUUGUCCUGGAAGUCCCGGUGCCAAAUCGUGCAGCCCGCUGAAGCAGGAUUCCAUCAGGGAGAAUGGAUGCCAAGACCUGGAGGACUCGAAGGAGGGGAACUUCACUGGGGAAGGGGUUAAGACAGAUGACGCGCCUCUGCGGAACACGCGCAACGGGACCAUCAUCCUCAACGGCGUUGCCAAGGAAACCGCUUACGACGCCCUUGACCUGAAAAGGGAAGUACCAGUGAUCGAGCUCUUGAGGAGAGACGAUAUAAAGACGGGACAGCAGAGAACCGAGAGUCACACAGUACCGAUCACGGAGCUUCGCAGACCACCAGUGCCGUUGCCGCUGCCACACCGAGACGCGCUGAUCGACGCUCGAAUGGUUCAGCUGAGCCCAAACGCGUUCCCUCUCCCGGCGCGAGCGAUGCUCUUCAAUUUGGCGCAACCUCUCGCUGCCAUCAACAGUCUUGGAGGGGAGUCGGAACAGUACGGCAUGUACCCCAGCAACAGGGUAAAGCGCCGUCCUGCGCCUUACGAGGUUGAGCUCGACGAGGGUAGGCGCAUUUUAGAUCUUUAUAAGUAUGCUGGCCAACCAAAGAUCGUACGGCGGAUCUUCACCAACAGCCGGGAGCGUUGGCGGCAGCAGAACGUCAACGGGGCGUUCUCCGAGCUCCGCAAGCUCAUCCCCACCCACCCUCCGGACAAGAAGCUGAGCAAGAACGAGAUCCUGCGUCUGGCCAUGAAGUACAUUAGCUUCCUGUCCAACCUGCUGGAUGACCAGGACGGAGGGGCCACCGUGGGCGUGGAUGACGGGACAGGGCUGCUGGUGGGGGGCCGUGAGGGUGGACACCAGGGGCCCCGUCAGGAUGUGGUGGGACUGGCCACUGAGGACGACCUCCUCCUCCAGGGCACGUUGUCACCCGGGUCCAGCUGCGGGAGUCUUCCAGAUGGGGACGGCAGCCCCGAGAGCUUCACCGAGGACCAGGACUCACCUUCAGCCCCGAGAACUGUGCCAGUCCCGCGCGGUAGGGACCUACGACGCAAUGCACGGCCACAAGAUGGUGGCAGCCAGCGAUGAUAAUAGUGGUGGUGAUGGUGGUGAUGUGAUGUCGGUGAUGACGAUGGUGGUUACGGAGUUGAUUGACUUAUGUCCCCGAAAGAGGGAUGACUCAAAUAUGGAUGAGUGUGAGAAGGGCCCUAGCAUCUCUGAGCUCUAUCUAAAGAACGGUGCUUCAGGUUCUGGGAGCAUGCUGAUGUCAGAAUUUCACUUAAUCAGGAUUCUAAGGUCCUUUUUGGUCCCUUUUUGGUCAGUUGGUUAACAAAAUGAAAGACUUGUAAAUGAUGCAUGCUUCAUGCUGUCUAGGACCUUGUUUGAGGAACACCUCAUAUUUCCUGCAUUAUGAAUGUUCAAAUACAGUGUGCUUCUGUUACACUAUCAUGUCAUGAGUAUACAUCCUAUGUCAUCAUCAUAAAAGUAAUUGAUGCCAUGGUACCAUGAGGCGACGCAAUGGAGGGUACACCAGGAAAUGGCAAUAGAAAUGCCAUAAAGCUCUCACCUUGGGUUAAGAAAAAUAUCAAACUUUGCCAGUUGUCAAUGAGGGGCAUUUUAACUGUUAUGAAAGUUUACGACAACAACAUAACUGUUUCACUGAUAGCAAUGGCUUGAUGCCAAAUCCUCACAAAAAAAUACACAUUUAAUCACACAUUGAAGACCAUUAUCAUUUGCUUGAAAUUGUGUUAUCUUUAGUAAGGAUUUAGCACUCUCAACACAUGAUCAAACAUGUACAUAUAGCAUUAGCCUACCUUCCAAAAUAUUUUGACAGUGGUUCAUGUCAAGUGAUGUGAUUAGGCAGUUUGAUAUAGUGGCCUAUAUUUUAGACAGGGUUUUCAGCCAGGUGGCUUUUUGAGAAGGAUUCUGCUCUGUGCUCCUGAUUACAUACUACUUAUUCAACAGUGGGUGAACAACAUGUCAACUAGAAAAUGAAUGACAAACACAUAUAAUGAUAUAACAAAUGUGGUACCUUAUUUAUUUAUUUCUGUCACACAUAACUGAUUAGCAUUGAGUAAAAUACCACAGAGUAACAUGGUAAUUGACCAUUAAACACACACACACACAUACACACACACACACACACACACACACACAUACAUAUAGAGUACAAUCUAUGUGAACAAUUUUGAUUUCUGAGACACGUACCUAAGCAUGUAGAUGGACAUAUGUGCGACGAGGUAGCUAGCAAGCACAACUACCACAGGUUUAAACAUUUUAAAUGAAUCCUGUCAAGAGGUACAAAUAGUAUUUCUGUAACUGAGGUCCAAUGAAAUCAAAUGCUCACUUCCAACCAUUUUGUAUAUUAUAAAUAUCAAUUUUAAUGUUUUUCUCACUGUAUUGCAGUUGUGGUUUGGUAUGGUACACUAAGUAUAUCACCUCCUAAAUACGCCCUCCUUCUCUGUUGGAAUUAGCCACGACACAAGCAGUUUUAUGUCAGUAAACGGUGAGGUGUACAUC
Molecule: messenger RNA, 2783 nt
Organism: Coregonus clupeaformis (lake whitefish)
Lineage: Eukaryota; Metazoa; Chordata; Actinopteri; Salmoniformes; Salmonidae
Product: T-cell acute lymphocytic leukemia protein 1
Exons: 4
Coding region: 264-1352 (362 amino acids)
Biological process (GO): regulation of transcription by RNA polymerase II
Molecular function (GO): RNA polymerase II cis-regulatory region sequence-specific DNA binding; DNA-binding transcription factor activity, RNA polymerase II-specific; protein dimerization activity
Source: RefSeq, a predicted model, not a curated record